UUUGAAGCGUGUUUUUAAUGCUGCAAUAAUGGCGGUCGAAGCACAAGGUUUUAUGAAAACAUGGAAUAAGUAAAUCGUGUUUAUGCUUUUAUUUUAGGCAGGAUGAAGGUUUGGUUCAAGACAACAAUAUGGCACACGUGGCAACAAUACUUCCCUCCAGCAUUUCCAAUCCUUAAUAUCUGAAAGGGUUUCCAAAUUCAAAACUUCUUCAUUUAACUUAGCUAGCAUACAAUUGCUUUGUACGGUGGCCCACAAGUGUCACGGCAAAACAAGAAAGCUCACGGCAAAAUAAAAAAGCUCACGGCAAAAGAAGAAAGCUCACGGCAAAAGAAGAAAGCUCACGGCAAAAGAAGAAAGCUCACGGCAAAAUAAAAAAGUUCACGGCAAAACAAGAAAGUCGGCAAAAUAAUACCAUUUUACUUGUCGUAUAUAGGUGUAUUGGUCAAGACAGUUGUAGUGAUCAGGUAUCUAAAAUUCCAAUAUCAUGAAAGUAGUAUUAAAUCAUCUGUAAUUUAAAUUCUUAGCUAUACUAUCCUCAAAUGGCCGAAUUUGAUGAACAAAGCUGGAUAAGUUACUACUUUGAACAUGGUUAUGAGUACGAUGAAAUUUUACAUUUCUUAAAAGAUUACCACGAUUACAAAAUCAGUCGCAGCACGCUCUUACGUCGACUUAAAAUGUAUGGUUUACACAGACGAUCAGGCGGAGAUCUACCUGAUGAGCUUUUACAAAGGGCGCGUAAUCAAAUCCUGGCUGAUAUUACGGGGCCUCAAUCAUCAAAUGGAUAUCGAGCCGUGUGGCAUUCACUUCGUCUGAAGGGAAUACACGUACCUAGGUGUUUGGUGCAAAAUUUACUUAAAGAAGUCGAUCCUGAAGGGUCAGCAUUAAGACGAAAACAUCGUCUCAAAAGACGAACUUACAGUAAUCCUGGGCCAGACUAUGCGUGGCAUGUAGAUGGCCAUGAUAAGCUUAAACCCUUCGGUUUUCCAAUACAUGGAGCGAUAGAUGGUUAUAGCAGAAAGGUCCUGUGGCUUAAAGUUGUGCACUCGAAUAACUGUCCCCGUACCGUAGCAAACUUGUUUUUAGAUUAUGUGAAGAAUUGUGGUGGUUGCCCUGUGAAGCUUGUAACCGAUUUGGGAACUGAAAACAGUUUAACUGCUGCUUUACACGCUUAUUUUUGGGAAGACGUAGAUGCACAUAGCUACGUGCCUUCACCAAGAAAUCAAAGAAUCGAGAGCUGGUGGUCAUUUUACGUCAAAACAAGUGGUGCUUGGUGGCGAAAUUUUUUUCGCCAACUUGAAACAGAUGGAACAAUUGACAUGACAAGUGAUCUUAAUAUGGAAUGUUUGUGGUAUUGUUUUUCAGGGGUAAUUCAAAAGGAUUUGGAUGUUGUUAAAAAACAAUGGAACACUCACAGAAUACGAAAAUCUCGCUUUGAUACUGUUUCAGGCCGUCCAAAUAUUUUGUACUUUUUGCCAUCUCGUAGCGAAGGAGAAGAAAAUCUAAAAUUGUUAGUACCACGCCAAGAGUUACACAGGAUGACACAAUACAUUUCAAUAAUCAAGAAAGAAACAGAUUAUCAAGUAUAUUUUAAAUACGCUCAAAGAAUACUGCAGAUAUCAGACCCUGAAAAUUAUCAUGAAGCCCUAGUUUUAUAUAACCGAUUAAUAGUUGUUGCAGUGCAUGGUUCCUAA
This is a messenger RNA of Hydractinia symbiolongicarpus, 1691 nucleotides long. RefSeq lists its product as uncharacterized. NCBI's taxonomy places the organism in Eukaryota, Metazoa, Cnidaria, Hydrozoa, Anthoathecata, Hydractiniidae. The transcript is spliced from 2 exons. Bases 540 to 1691 code for a protein of 383 amino acids. The record is from RefSeq and is a predicted model, not a curated record.